UGUAGGUGGUGACACUUAUUUUCUUUUUUGUAUCCAGAAAAGUGAGCUAGAAAUAAACCUCCAGCCACACAACCCCCAGGAGUUGAAGCUCUAACCUGGGGCGGUGCCGUGUCCGCACAGGCGCACUAGCCUUCAGCCCAGGAACCCGCGCACGCAGGGCGGGUGCAGAUGCCGGGUUAGAGCACUGCGGCUCUACUGCGCAGGCGCGGGGUCAGGGCUUGGGUGGAACCGGCAGAGCCGCACCCGCCGUGUGGUCCUGUCGGUGAUGUCCGAGGCGACUUGGUGGCACCGAGGAGGUGAGGGGACUUCAAAACAUGACCUGCAUUACCGAAGGGAAGCGGAGGUUAACACCACACUUGAAGAGUUGUUACUAUACUUUAUUUUUCUAAUAAAUCUAUGCAUAUUGACUUUUGGGACGGUCAACCCACAUAUGUACUACUUAAACAAAGUCAUGUCAUCUCUGUUUGUGGACACUUCUCUACCUGAUGACGAAAGAAGCAGCUUUAGGUCCAUUCGCAGCAUAACUGAGUUCUGGAAGUUCAUGGAAGGACCCCUCGUGGAAGGCUUGUACUGGGACUCGUGGUACGGAAACACACAGCUGGACAGCGUGAAGAACAGCAGCCUCAUCUACUACGAGAACAUUCUCCUCGGCGUCCCCAGAGUGCGGCAGCUGCGAGUCCGAAACAGCACUUGCCAGGUCUACCCAGCUUUCCAGUCCCUAGCCAGCGACUGUUACAACAAAUACACAGCAGAGAAUGAGGACUUCUCUGAUUUUGGCCUCAAACAUGAUCCAGAAUGGAGGCACUCGGCUCCUUCCAGCACCGCCCCAUGGCACUGGGGGUUUGUCGGCGUCUACCGAGAUGGAGGGUAUAUGGUCACUUUAUCAAAAUCAAAGUCUGAAACCAAAGCCAAACUCGCUGACCUGCGGCAGAACAACUGGAUCGGCAGAGGGACCAGGGCUGUCUUCAUUGAUUUUUCAUUGUACAAUGCUAACGUCAACCUGUUUUGUAUCAUCAGGCUGCUGGCGGAGUUCCCUGCGACAGGCGGGAUCCUCACUUCCUGGCAAUUCUACUCUGUGAAGCUCAUCAGAUACGUCUCCUACUACGACCACUUCAUUGCCUCCUGUGAAAUUAUAUUUUGUAUUUUCCUUUUGGUCUUCAUAACACAAGAACUGAGAAAACUGAAUGAGUUUAAGUCUGCCUAUUUCAGAAGUGUCUGGAACUGGAUAGAACUGCUGCUUUUGGUGCUCUGUUUCCUUGCCGUGUCUUUCUACGCAUACUGUAACGUACAGUGUUUUCUCUUACUUGGACAGCUGCUGAGGAGCACCGAAAGCUAUCCGGACUUUUACUUCCUUGCAUAUUGGCACAUUUACUAUAACAACAUAAUUGCUAUCACGAUCUUCUUUGCAUGGAUAAAGAUAUUCAAAUUCAUAAGCUUCAACGAGACGAUGUCUCAGCUGUCGUCCACGCUAUCCCGCUGCAUGAAGGACAUCGUGGGCUUCGCCAUCAUGUUCUUCAUCAUCUUCUUCGCCUACGCCCAGUUGGCGUUUCUCGUUUUUGGGUCACAGGUUGAUGACUUCUCCACCUUUCAAAAUUCCAUAUUUGCACAAUUUCGAAUUGUCCUCGGGGACUUUAACUUUGCUGGCAUCCAGCAGGCCAACUGGAUCUUGGGGCCCAUCUACUUCAUCACCUUCAUCUUCUUCGUAUUCUUCGUGCUCCUGAACAUGUUCUUGGCAAUAAUUAAUGAUACCUAUUCUGAAGUGAAGGCCGAUUAUUCGAUAGGCAGAAGACCAGAUUUUGAACUUGGUAGCAUAAUUAAGAAGAGUUGCUUCAAUAUUCUGGAGAAACUCAGACUCAGGAAAGCUCAAAAUAAUGAAGACAAGAAAAUGAAAACCAGCGUAGACUUGGCACAAGCCAGAAAAGAAGGCUUUGAUGAAAGUGAGAUCCAAGAGGCAAGGCAGAUGAAAAGGUGGAAGGAAAGGCUUGAGAAAAAGUAUUAUUCUACCGAAAUUCAAGACGACUACCAGCCUGUCACUCAGCAAGAAUUUCGAGAACUCUUCUUAUAUGCGGUGGAGCUUGAGAAGGAGCUACACUACCUGAGUUUAAAACUGAACCAAGUGAUGAGAAAGCUACACUAACUCGCUGACGAGUAAGGUGAGGCAUCGUGGGAGUCAGUGCCUAGGAAUACUUGGGGGUGGGGCAGAGUAUUGCUGUGUUGUCCCCUAAACACACCAUCCUCUCCGGCGUAGUCAUUACUGAGUGCAAAUGCUAGGCGCUGAGCCAUGCCUGCGGCUGAGAUGCAUUUUAAAGGCACUGAAGCAGCUCUCACUUAUAAUAGGAUGGGCUCCAUGAGUCAAGUGCAGUUCACCAAGGGCUUCCUGUUAUGAGCACAUGGGCACACAGGAUUUUUAUCACAACUAUUAAGUUCUAGGGGGGUAAAGGGGAAAGUACAAGUCAAUGCUGCUCACUCGUGGGGGCAGAGCUCUAAUGGCUGGAUGAGAGGCAGAGAUGCUCUUUCCUAGGUACAGAGUACAAGAACUGUGUGGUGUUUCAACCAUAUCGUGCCCCAGGGUCUUGCUUGCGUGGGCCAGAUGGAAGUCAAGUCCUAAGAUUCCAAGAAAGUAUUAUAUAUUGUAUCAACAUAAAAUAAUCUCCCCUCUUCAAAAUCCAAAACUCCUAGAAAGAGUCAAAUACAGAACAAACUCUGCAGCUAAAAACAGAAAUCUAGAACAGCAUUCCAAGUCUCUUAAGAGUGGAGCAGACGGCAGCACAUUGGCUCCGCUUCGACAGAGGGUGCUUUGAGAGCUCUCUUGUUGGAAAGUUGUGUAUGACUGGUAUUUUAGAGACUGAAGGGAAAUGUUACUUUUCUAAGUUCUCUAAGACCUUCACCAAAUAGCCAGACUCUGUCCUGUGGGCUGAGCACCACCACACUCAGUCUGCACAUCAAUAAUGUGUGUGAUGUUCAGGGUGUGUAUUUAAAGCAUGAAUAAGGCAAAUAUUGUAAAAUAAAACCUUUUGCUUUUAAAACAUACACACACACACACACACACACACAUAUAAUAUAUAUAUAUAUAUAUAUAUAUAUAUAUAUAUAUAUAUAUAUAUAUAUAUAUAUAUAUAUAUAUAUAUAUAUAUAUAUAUAUAUAUAUAUAUAUAUAUAUAUAUAUAAUGUUGCCCAGACUCGAAGUCCUGGGCUCAAAGGAUCCUUCUGCCGUGACCAGAGUAGCUGGGACGAGAGGUGUGCAUAUCACACCAUGGUGGUAAAUAAAAGAAUUUAAAAAUUACUACCCACCACCUUCUCAAAGAAAGGAGCAUCCAAGGUUGUCUGUUUCUGAAUGCAGUGAUUCACUGCAACAGACAUGACUAACGGGCACCGAAGGUGGAGAGGAGCAAGUGUUCAAGGUCUUUGGACCUACACAGCAAUUUCAAGAUGAAGAUAAUGAAACUGUGUCUGGAAAAUAAAAGCGAAGGUAGUUUGAGUAUUCUCUCUGCAGUUUCUCUAAAUAGCUCUAAGAAGCAGGACUGACUUCUCCCCAUAACUCUGCUGGCCAAACUGUUCAGCAAGCUGGUUGUGUCCCCUGACAUCAGCACUGGGUGAUUUAAAUAAGCCUAGAACAAUGCCUCCUGGAAAAACAAACAUACAUUUGCAAUGACUUAGAACAGUGAAGUUCUUUUAUUACAAAAGUCUGUACAAUGAAGUGCCAAACAAACACAGCAAUGCAAUUAUAAGUGGACACAUAUAUAUCUAUAUAGUAUUGUAUAUAGAUAUAGUUUAUCUGUACCAAAGUAAAACUCUUGCAAGCUGCCUAACUAUCCCGGGACACAGCUAACCAUGAGUCAGUGUGCGAGUCACUUCGCUUCUCUACUCAGCCAAAACUAACACUGAACGACCAAAUCAUGAAGCAGCUGUAACUCAGUGAAACCAGUUAGGCUGCAGACUUAUAAAAAUAUUGUACUCAAAUAGAUUUAGCGUUAUAGAGAAGGAAUAUAUUAUUUAAAACAUUUAAAUAGUGCACAUGAACAUUUUUGCAUGUGGUAUACAAAAUAAAACAUUCAUAAAAAUAUACAGUGCACAUAAAAAAUUACAUUAGCAAUCCAGUCUGGAAAAAAACUAAAAAGUACACCACAUGAUGGGUUCAAAUCAAAUGAUACAUUUUUUUUUGGCAUUCUUAAUUACUUUUCUAAAAAUACAUUAUGAGUGACCUAGCAUUAUCAAGGGAAAGCACACAAACAAGGCUGGGUGAUCCAGUACUUAAAAAACAUCCCUCCAACUACACAUUCACUACUGCUGGGUUUCCCCUCUCCCCCCAAAAAGGCAUUGCACACACAAGUGAGAUGUAAAGUACUUAGACACACUAUUUAUUAUCAAACUUACUUCCUGCUCUUACUGGGUAACAAUAGUGCCAGCAUUCAAGGUUCAUGCUUUCCUCAUCUUAUUAAAGAUGUUAUGAAAUUCCAUUUGUAUGAAACAAACUAUUAAGAAAAUCAUGCAUGAGUCAUUACAUGCAAAGCAUGGGCAAAGUGAGACAUUUAUCAAUUCAAAAAAGCACUGGGGUGGGGGUGGGGAAUGAGGGACGACCCACUUAGAUUAAGCCUGACCCACAUCUGUCGUAUUAACACAAGUUACUGUCCCAUAAAAAUGAUUAGCAGGUUACCUGAAAAGCCGUGCAAAGCCAAGGGAAAAAGAUGCUAAGAGUCUACAAGGAGCACACCACUACACAUCUGUGAGCGGCCACUUUAACCAGCAGGCGCCUGGCGAGAGCUGGUCACGUGGAGAUGAAGCCCCCUGAAUAAGCACGGAAAGCUGCAGUGGUUUAGCCCUUAGAGAACACACUGGGGUGCGCUCCUUCUUUUGAGGCCCAGC
This is a messenger RNA of Rattus norvegicus (Norway rat), 4863 nucleotides long. It is a transcript of the gene Pkd2l2, whose product is annotated as polycystin 2 like 2, transient receptor potential cation channel. Gene Ontology annotation, molecular function: calcium ion binding. NCBI's taxonomy places the organism in Eukaryota, Metazoa, Chordata, Mammalia, Rodentia, Muridae. The record is from RefSeq and is a predicted model, not a curated record. Gene Ontology annotation, biological process: calcium ion transmembrane transport. Gene Ontology annotation, cellular component: membrane.